UGCAUUCACUCAAGACAGGAAGGCCGCACGGCAUAUCAAAGCUAUCGUUUCCAUCGUUCGCAUGGUUACAAUAAACUAAAUUUAUACGCUGUUCAGUGUGUUUGUUGUUGUCAUCGGGUCCUGGAGCUCAGCCUCAUUUCACGUCGGGACUCUGUGGGAUUCAGACGUCUGAUACAUUCUCUCUCCGCUAUCCGGAUAUAUCUUGCACUGAGGCUGGACGUUUUUGAAAUGAUAUAGACCUGUUUUGAACGAAGUGAAAAUGAAUAAUACCGUAGAAGUGGAGUACAAUGAAAUUGCCAGCAGGAACGCUUGGCCUCUAGUUUACCAGAAAAUCGGCAGAGAAUGCCAAAGCUACCCGUACACCUGCAUUGAAGCGAAGAAGCCGCAGAACAAGCCGCUGAACCGCUACCGGGAUGUGAACCCGUACGACCACAGCCGGGUCAUCCUGCAGCGGUCCGAGCGGGACUACAUCAACGCCAACCUGGUUAAGGUAAGCACACGCAGGUACGCCGUUGGAAGGCUUGGGGGUAGAUAG
Messenger RNA from Ostrinia furnacalis (Asian corn borer), 535 nucleotides. RefSeq names its product tyrosine-protein phosphatase non-receptor type 2-like. The transcript has 2 exons. Gene Ontology annotation, biological process: negative regulation of receptor signaling pathway via JAK-STAT; peptidyl-tyrosine dephosphorylation; negative regulation of ERK1 and ERK2 cascade. Gene Ontology annotation, molecular function: non-membrane spanning protein tyrosine phosphatase activity; protein kinase binding. Gene Ontology annotation, cellular component: nucleus; cytoplasm. Bases 260 to 535 code for a protein of 91 amino acids. NCBI's taxonomy places the organism in Eukaryota, Metazoa, Arthropoda, Insecta, Lepidoptera, Crambidae. The record is from RefSeq and is a predicted model, not a curated record.